Molecule: messenger RNA, 1146 nt
Organism: Anopheles maculipalpis
Lineage: Eukaryota; Metazoa; Arthropoda; Insecta; Diptera; Culicidae
Product: interferon-inducible double-stranded RNA-dependent protein kinase activator A homolog
Exons: 6
Coding region: 1-1146 (381 amino acids)
Source: RefSeq, a predicted model, not a curated record
AUGGAGCAGGAGAGCUUUUUGCAGGCAAUGUCUCCAAACAUGAUUGGCAUGAUGAACGAUCCACCGGUCGGAAUUUGCAACGCUCACCAAGGGUUUCCGAAGAAAGCAGCACGCAAUAAGAAAACCACAAAGAACGCGGAACGGUUCCUACCAAUAGAGGAAGCGCUUAAGACGGAACUUACCACGAACAACAUGAAAACGCCCAUAUCUUUGCUACAGGAGCUGCUCAGCCGUCGGGGAAUUACGCCGCAGUACGAUCUGAUACAGGUGGAGGGAACAGUGCACGAACCCGCCUUCAGGUACCGUGUAUCGUAUCAGAAUAAAGACGCGCUUGGUACGGGAAAAUCCAAAAAGGAAGCAAAACAGGCCGCAGCAAAGGCGCUAAUAGAUAAGCUGACAGGAUCUUCUUUACACGAUUUUCAUGGUGCAUAUGUGAUCGAGGAAUCUCAAGAUACUAGCAAUGAGGAUGAACCGACUGGCAACCCGAUCGGUUGGCUGCAGGAAAUGUGCAUGGCAAGACGCUGGCCACCACCAACAUACGAGACGGAAACGGAGAAGGGACUUCCGCAUGAGCGCCAGUUUACGAUAGCGUGCGUAGUAUUGAAAAACCGUGAGGUGGGCGAAGGCAAGAGCAAAAAGAUCGCAAAACGACAAGCGGCUCAAAAGAUGUGGCAACGGCUGCAGGAUCAACCGUUGGAACCGCUCCAGAUGAUGGCACUGUUGGAUGAGGACGGUAACGAAGAGUUACGCCAGGCGGACCAUGCUGAUCGGUACGCAUGUCUAAAGGAUAUAAAUAUACCGACCCUGUCAAAGAAUCAAAGCAUAAAGGUGUCCCAGUUCCACAAGGCGCUUAAGUCGCGAGCGGGCAAAUUGUUGCAGCAGCUGCAGAAUCUAAGCCUAAGCGAUAGAAAUAUUCACUAUAUCGAUCUGCUAGAAGAAAUAGCUAAAGAGCAACGGUUCCUCGUAACGUACGUCGACAUCGACGAGAAGUCUGUCAAUGACAAGUUCCAGUGUUUGGUGCAGCUGUCCACGAUGCCAGUUGCCGUGUGCCAUGGUACCGGGCUUACGAUUCAGGAGGCCCAUGCAUAUGCAGCACGGAAUUCGCUCGAGUAUCUGAAAAUAAUGUCCAAAUCCUAUACGGAAUGA